AUGAGUUCAAAUUUAAUUUCAAAUUAUUUUAAACAAAAUCCACCGACAUUUUAUGAAAGUAUAAUAACUCAUGGGAUAUAUAAAAGUGAUGAGAUUGUGUUUAAUCAUGCUGCGAAGGGUCUGAUGCUAAUCAGUAAAAGUCAUGGUAAUAACCAAUCUAAAAUGAUUGAUGUUUUAAAGACGACGAAAGAUUUGAAUGUUGAUGUUGUUCCGUUUAAUGAAUUUCUCAUAAAACAGAUUCAAAAAUUUAUAGUCAAUUGUUGUAUUAAUCCAUUAUCGGCAUUAUAUGAUGUCCAAAAUGGUGAAUUGUUGUAUGGGAAAGAUACAUUAUAUUUAUGGAAACUAAUAAUAAAAGAAGCAAUGAAGGUGCUAAAUGUGAAAUAUGCUUCUGAGUUUGAAGCUAUACCUGAGUCUAAAGCUUUGUUAAAUGAUGAACAUUUGUUAAGUUACGUGAUUGAAGUUUGUCAAUUAACUUCUGAGAAUAGUUCAAGUAUGAGACAAGAUGUUAGAAAUUUAAGAAAGACUGAAAUUGAUUUCUUGAAUGGUUAUGUUAAUUUUCUUGGUCGUAAACAAGGAAUAUCUACUCCUAUUAACCAUAUGAUUGAAAAAUUAAUUAAUACGAAAUUAUCAAUUGAUCAAGGUAUAGAUAAGGCAGCAAUGAGUGAAUUAUUAAAAUAG
Molecule: messenger RNA, 678 nt
Organism: Insectozyma verbasci
Lineage: Eukaryota; Fungi; Ascomycota; Pichiomycetes; Serinales; Debaryomycetaceae
Source: the annotation of a GenBank genome assembly